UACGUAGACAAGUUAUCGAUAUUAAAAUUAUCCAAUUAGAAACGGCUAUAAACUUCGAGUAAAACAAAGGCGUUUUUCAGCUUAACGGGAAAAGUUUUGUGAAAUGGCUGCUGAGAUAAAACCCGCACAACGUAGUUGCGACGAUCGUUUCAACUCUGUAAGAAAACUGGAGUUGUUAAAUAAAUUGGAGGGUAGUGGUGAUGAUAUUAAUGCUGCAAUUUUUAUUCCUGGAGAGAACGGUGUUAUAAGUGUUUCUGAUGACAAAACCAUACGCGUGUGGCUGAAGCGUGACUCAGGUCAAUAUUGGCCUAGCAUUUGUCAAUUUAUGCCUUCCGGAUGUACUUCUGUUCAUUAUAAUGCAAAUGACAGGCAGUUGUAUGUUGGCCAGGACAAUGGGACAGUAACGCAAUAUGUAUUUUCGGAUGACUGCAACCGUCUUUCCUUUGUGCGGGACUAUUUAGCACAUCAAGGCCGAGUAAUGGAAAUAGUAGUUGCCAAUACGCUCAAAUGGGUGCUUUCAUGUGGAAAGGACAAAUUAUUCGUAUUUUACUCGACGGAAAGUGGGAACCGAUUGGGUAGUUAUAGUUUUGAGUCGCCCUGUACCUCUCUUCAAUUUGAUAGCAUGGCCAAAUAUGCCUUUGUUGGCGACAAUGCUGGACUUAUUACAAUGCUAAGGUGUGAUACGCAAGGUGUUCAGUUCAUAAACACAUUCAAAGGACAUACCACAAGCAUUAGAUGCUUAAAAUGGGUUGAAGAACACCAGUUGCUUUUUAGUGGAUCUUGUGAUCAAACUGUUUAUGUUUGGGAUGUUGGUGGAAAACGUGGCACGAUUUAUGAAUUACAAGGACACAAUAAUAAGGUGUCUUCACUAGCUUAUGCCAGUCUCACCCAACAACUUAUGAGUGGUGGCGAAGACUCUGUUAUUGUGUUAUGGGAAAUGAAUGCUAUGCGAAAAGAAGUCCCGCAAUGGGUGGAAAAUAAUAGUUGUCAGCUAUGUCAGCGACCAUUCUUUUGGAAUUUUCGUGCGAUGGUGGACCAGAGACAAAUUGGAAUAAGACAACAUCACUGCAGGCAUUGUGGAAAGGCUGUUUGCGAUAGCUGCUCUGCUAGCCGUAUCAACAUUCCAAUAAUGGGAUUUGAAUUCGAUGUGCGUUGUUGUGAUCCUUGUUACAAGCAACUGCAAAGUGUUGAUCGACCUUCAUUGGCUUCUUUUCAUGAUGCAAAACAUUCCAUCGUCAACAUGGACCUCGAUGAGAAUCGAAAAUUGCUAUUGACUGUUGGACAAGAUCGUGUUAUAAAAAUUUGGGAUUUAUCUUCAAUUUGGGCAUAAUAAUAAAUACCUUGACAUAUAUUUUCAGAAUUUAAUUCGAAA
Molecule: messenger RNA, 1372 nt
Organism: Anastrepha obliqua
Lineage: Eukaryota; Metazoa; Arthropoda; Insecta; Diptera; Tephritidae
Gene: Wdfy2
Product: WD repeat and FYVE domain-containing protein 2
Exons: 7
Coding region: 104-1330 (408 amino acids)
Molecular function (GO): protein binding; metal ion binding
Source: RefSeq, a predicted model, not a curated record